This is a messenger RNA of Lachancea fermentati, 2142 nucleotides long. The record is from the annotation of a GenBank genome assembly. Lineage: Eukaryota; Fungi; Ascomycota; Saccharomycetes; Saccharomycetales; Saccharomycetaceae.
AUGACUGAUAGAAAGCAUCCUCGUUCAGUUGCUGCCACCUACCAGGGCAAGCGAACUGUGAAAAAUGGUAGAAAGGAGAUGAGGCAGAUCAAAAUGGCUCACCAUGGAAAGAAAGCAAUGAAAGAGGAAGAAAAAGGCGUUUCUAGCAGCGAGGACGACGAAGAUGAGGACGGAAUCACCGAAAAGGAUGAAGUUGAAGAUGAAGAUCAAAAAAAGAAACAAGUCUACAGUGCGCUAUUGACUCUUUUGAAUGCAGAUCGACCAGCUAAGAAGCGCAAGAUAGCAUCGAAGAAAGAGCGCGUAGCUAGCGGCGUGCAGGAAGAUGAGGGAGAAACGAAGGCCAGAGGAGAGGAAGGUGAAGAAGAGACUAUUGAAAACGGGUUACUUGAAGUGCAGAGCGAGGACGACGAUGAGGAGGAAAUGGAGCACGGCGACGAUGAAAGUGAAGAUGAGCAAGAUCCGUUUGAGUCGCACUUCAAUGGCAUUUCCGAGGCAGACACCGACAAGCUUUGGGAAGCAUUUAAUAAUAGAGAGAUCAAGUAUAAAUCUGCUAAAAUUCCAAUGGGAAAGGAAGAAGACUGGAUAUAUUCAAGACCCAUUUUACCUGAGCAAGAGGCCAAAUCGAAUCCGCCAGCGCUCAAAGAAUCGAUUCACGCAUACUUCAUUAAAAAACGUCUUCGGAUAAAUAACGACCUUCUAGACCCUUCACAAGAUCCAUUGACCCGUUUACAAAAAAAACUGGUAGAUCCUAUGUUUCAAUAUAACGACAUAUUGUAUGAGUACUCGAACUAUGACCAGGAGAGUGAGUACAGAGACCUGUAUGUUUUACACUUGUUAAAUCAUGUUUACAAGACUCGCGAUCGAAUCCUGAAAAAUAAUCAGCGAUUACAAGAUAAUAAUGAUCAAGAGUUUUUAGAUCAAGGUUUCACAAGGCCCAAGGUGCUAGUGGUUGUUCCUACUAGAAAUACAGCUUUUGAGGUAAUAAGUAAGCUUAUCGAAAAAUCGGGAUUAGAUCAAGUUGAUAAGAAGGCCAAGUUCAAUGACCAAUUUUUCGACAGUUCUCUUCCACCGUCAUCUAAGCCAAACUCUUUUCAACAUGUGUUCAAGGGAAACACUAAUGAUUUCUUUGUGUUGGGAGUCAAAUUCACUAGAAAAACAAUCAAGCUGUACAGUAAUUUUUAUCAGUCAGAUGUGAUCUUCUGUUCACCUUUGGGUAUCCAAUUAAUUUUAGAGAAUACUGAUAAGAAGAAAAGACAAGACGAUUUUCUGUCAUCAAUUGAGCUUAUGAUUAUCGACCAAUUGCAUUCUAUUGAAUAUCAGAACUUACUUCAUGUGUCGACUAUUUUUGAUCACAUUAACAAGAUCCCACUAGAACAGCACGACGCUGAUUUCAGUAGAAUUCGCAUGUGGUACAUUAAUGAUCAAGCUAGAAUGUUCAGGCAAACGAUGAUCUUCACUAAAUAUGUGUCUCCCUUUGCAAAUUCACUCAUAAAUGGAAGAUGUCGCAAUUACUCAGGUCGAUGGAAAAAUCACCACUCAUUAUCGGCAGAAGAAUCUAGCAUUGGUCAACUAGGAUUAAGAGUUCGACAAAUAUUCCAGCGUUUUGACCUUGUAGGUGGCUCAGCAAUCGAUGAGCCUGACUAUCGCUUUAAGUUCUUUACCAGUGUGAUGGUUCCUAAUAUUGUCAAAUCCACUGGUUACGAAGAUGGUAUUUUGCUGUAUAUUCCUGAUUACACUGAUUACGUCCGUGUUAGGAAUCAUCUGAAGGAAAAAACGUCUGUUUUAUUUGGUGAUAUUAAUGAAUAUUCAAGCCAGCGCCAACUGACAUCGAACCGGGCACUUUUCAAAGAAGGGCGUGUCAAAGUUCUGCUCUAUACAGAGAGAUUGCACCAUUUCAGGCGAUAUGAUAUAAGUGGGGUCAAAACUGUAUUAUUUUACAAGCCCCCCAAUAAUCCUGAAUUCUAUGACGAAGUUGUGAGAUACAUCGGAAAAAGUGCUUUUCUGGAAAACGCUGAUUUGAACAUUUCAGUUGUCAGAUGCAUUUAUAGUCAGUUAGAUGGUCUUGCCCUUGAAAAGAUUGUAGGAACGAAGAGAGCAGCCGUCUUGGCUCAUGGGCAAAACGAGGUGUAUGAAUUUAAAUAG